Petromyzon marinus (sea lamprey) is the source of this 3611-nucleotide messenger RNA. RefSeq names its product ankyrin repeat and SOCS box containing 3 (gene ASB3). Gene Ontology annotation, molecular function: protein binding. Gene Ontology annotation, cellular component: nucleus. The record is from RefSeq and is a predicted model, not a curated record. Lineage: Eukaryota; Metazoa; Chordata; Hyperoartia; Petromyzontiformes; Petromyzontidae.
GGGAUGAGACUGUCUGAUGAAGGCCGCUUGUGUUGUGGCUGAAACGUCGUGAGAAUAUUAUUGUUAUUUUAUUUUAUCAAUUUAUUAUUUUAUUCUCAUUCUAGGUGACUUUACCAAAAGAACGAAAGAAGAGAAAUAAACAAAUAGAUUAUUUUUUAAAAAGACGGUCAACUAAGCCCAAAAAUACCUCAAAUGGGAGUUUUCAACAAACUAAGCAGACAAUUCACAUCCCACCCACAUCUCUCCCUCCACAUACAAAUAUAAAAGUACUUUUUACGCAUCCCAUUCGCCACAGUCUUUGAAGAGUGCAUAUUUUCAGCAGCAAUGGUUCAAUACAUACGAACUCUGGACCAAUGGCGACAUUCACCGUCUCAUCAGCAGGGUCAGGCUUGCUUGAGCAAAUGCUGAACUGCCAGAUCUGUUUUUCUUCAAAGAACCUCUGUUUGAUAUUAUGGGCCCUCCUAGUUCGACACGAACUAUUAAAUACACAGCACCACGCCUCCACAAUUAUAUUUCCAAGAUCAGCAAAAACAAAUCGCAUAACUUGCAAGAAGGAAAGCAAUCAAUCUUAAGAGCCAACAUGUGCACGUGUAAUCGACAGGGUCACCAGUCGCCACUCCAUCUAAACUGUUUACAUCACAUUGCGCAUGCAGUCACACUUACGUUGUCGUACCUUAAUUUACUCUUUAGUUGUAGAAUUAAACGGCAGUAAAACAUCUACCGUAUGUCUGCCCACCAGCAGAUGAGUGACGGAGAAGUGUGAGGAGCUUGGAUUAUUUGAAGUGCACAAUAAGAUAAAACGUGUUGGUGUUAACUGGGCGCUGUAUGUGUCGGGAUGCUAGCGAUGUGUUUCCGAUAUUCAUUCAUAAACAUGCAUAUUUGUGUUUUUGCUGGUUGCUAUGUUGAGCAAAACUUUCAAUAAAGUGUAAUUGCAAAGACUGCGAAUGUGUAAUUAUGUGUACGGUAGAGAUUGUGAAAAAUGACAGCUGUUACAACCAGAGUACUCUACAUCUUAUAUGGACGUGGAGGGCACCAUUAGUAUGUACAGUACAACUUCGGUUACCAGUGGCCUGGUUAUCCGGGGUUUUCGUUUAUCCCGGUUGACGGAGCACGAAUCACUCUUCCAAUCUUCCAGCCAUCGCUCAAAUCCAGUUCGUGGGGUUUAUUCCGUUUCCACCGGAUUGGCUUCCCUCGUACGCAGAUGAGAGCCAUCACACUGACCGCUGCGUCUCAUUCUAAAGCCACGGGGGGUUCGGUUCGCCCUGCUGCACUACCGCACGCUGACCUGCAGAGGGCGGCGGCGCGCAGCAGGGCAUGGCGCUGUGCUCGCCGCAUGCCGUCCCGCACGCCUGUGCUUGGCCUGUUGAUGUUCACUGUCGGGAGAGGAAGGGGGGUAAACAGUAGAGGGGGUGUAGAGAAGGAGGGGAGCGCUGUACAGUGCUCCAGAGAGGUGUCGAGGGAUCGGUCGUGGCCGCCGUGCAUGGAUUUCUCAGAGAGCCACGAGGACGCGCUCUGCUCCGCGUCCGUCGCUUCCCGCGCCGGGGACUCGCGGCUCCUCUCGCGGCUGCUGCGCCGAGGCCGCGCCGUGGACGCCGCCGACAACCGCGGCUGGAGGCCGCUGCACCACGCGGCACACGGCGGCCACGACCGCUGCGUGCGGCUCCUGCUGCGGGCAGCUCCUGAAGCGGAUGAUGUGAACGCGGCCACGUUUGAAGGGAAGACGCCGCUGCUCCUGGCGGCAGCUGCCGGUCACCUGGGUAGCGUCGAUCUGCUGCUGCGGGCCGGAGCGGAGCCCAGCCGCGCUUCCAGCGAAGAGGAGACGCCCGUGUUUGCAGCCAUUGGUGGAGGCCACGUUGCUGUGGUGAAGGCUCUGCUGAGGAAUGGGGCCAAGGUGAAUGGGCCUCAGUACUGGACAGGGUGGACAUCUCUCCACCAGGCCACGUGGAAGGGCCAUGUGGAGCUGUUGCAGUUGCUGCUGGAACGUGGGGCACGUGUCGAGGCUCGGGACGACUAUGGCAUCACACCCCUCUUCCUGGCAGCCCAAUAUGGACAGGCUCCCUGUCUCAGGAUUCUCUUGCAGCACAGCCCUGAUGUGAAUGCAAAAUCCAAGGACUGGGCGACUCCACUUUUCAUUGCGGCGCAGGAGGGCCACACCGAGUGCCUGCGGCUGCUGCUGGACAAUGGAGCCCAGCCCGGCCUCCCCUGCAACGAGGACGGCUGGCAGCUGCCCCUCCACGCCGCUGCUCAACGCGGACAUGUCCAGUUGGUGAGCUUGUUGCUGCCGAUGACGGACGGCGGUUGCGGGUGGCAGCCGGGAGCCGUGAGCCCUGUGUAUUCGGCCACGCACGGAGGGAGUGGAGGUUGCCUGCGCUCCUUGCUUGAGGCCGGGUACAGCCCGGACGCACAGCGCUGCCCGCUGCUGGGGCUCGAGUCUCCGCUGCAUCUGGCGAUCUCCAGCGGCUCCUCCCAGCUGGUGGACAUCUUAUUGGAGUUUGGUGCAAGUGUGACAACCUCGCACCUGGAGCUGAGUGUGAGGACAGGGCGGUGCCGUCUUCUCAGCCGCUUGCUGCAGAGUGGCUGUGCCCUACCCUCCACCUGCGAUGCCGCGAGCCGCCUGUUCAGCCGGGAGGUGUGCGCUCGCUCUGGGAAUGGACUCUACCGUCAUUGGCUGCCACAGCUUCUGCUCGCUGGGUUUGACGUUCAACUGCUGCUCCGCUGCCCUGACCGGGUGGUGAUUCUAGACAUGGGCGCCUUGACCUUCUGUUUGGAGUUUACAGAUCACCGCAAUUCGGAUGUGUCGUGCAUUGGAAAUCAUCCACUCCCAGGAGACACUGACAGAGAACUUCAACACAAGUUUGAGCGCCCCGCCGCCCUGCGCCACCUAUGCCGCCUCCGCCUGCGGCUCGCGGUUGGGGAUCGCAGACUUCGAGCGCAGCGCGGCGGUCAGGAUUGGACCUGCCACCUGCCGCUACCGACCAGCCUGCGGGAGUUUUUGCUCUAUCGCGACGUCCUCGCAGCUCAUGGGAUACCUGAUCCAGAUGCCACUUCUGGCGACGAAGAAGAGCGAUCGGACUUUGAUCGGACUACAUGAGACACUUGCAGUAAUAGCUCAGUGUGCAGUGGCCUAUUGGGGUAUUCUGAAAGUAGUGUAACAGUGACGCGCAUGCCACGAUGAAACUUACAAGUUGACUCGCUUGUACAAGGCUUGUGAAGAGGUCUGCACUUGGAUGAACUUGAUGAGGUCGUGUUUUCGAACUAGAAACUCGAUAUGCUUGUCAACAACACUGGCCUGAAAAAAAAGUACGCAAAAAUUAGCACGUGAAGAGUGUCAUUUCACAAAACGUCGCUGAUUUUAUAUGCUUUAAAGGCAUUGUUGAUGAAGAGUGUGGUGUUAUUUGUGCUUGUGCUCAACUGCCAACACAGCAGCAUCACUAAAUAAUUUAAUUACACAACUAGGCUUGCCGCGAUGUAGUGUUUUUGAUUAAUAUUGUUAUAUUGUCAUCGUUCACUCGUUUUAGUUUUCCUUAAACAAAAAUUCUUCUGAAAUAAAACGUAACUAUUUGAUUGAUAACUAUGCAGAACAUAUGCAUGAUAUCAAUACUUUGAAAACA